AUGGCUAGUCCUACCGUUCUCACCUUUGAUGCUGAGGGACGUGCAGUUGACUUUGACGUGUGGGUUGACGACCUACAGCUCUUUCUUCAGUGUGAUUCUAGGGAUGGGGUAUCCCUUUUCGAUCACACGUCCGGUGUUUCCACUGCUCCUGCUGCCACUGCUGACAGUACUGUUCGCUCGCAGUGGACCACUCGUGACGCUGUUGCUCGUGUUGCUGUUCGUAGUCACCUGCCGCCUGCUGAGCGCGCGCACUUUGGCCAGUACAAGACUGCUCAGUCUUUGUACGACGCUGUAGUUGCACGCAACUCCUCCCCUGCCACUGCUGCCCUCAGCCGCCUCAUGCUACCGUACCUUUUCCCUGACCUUGCUGCCUUUGCCACAGUCGCUGACCUAGUUGCUCACCUGCGCACUAGUGACGCCCGCUACCGCGCUGCCCUUCCCACUGAGUUCUUCAGGGACCACUUUCUCUCCCUUUGCCCCACCGAGCUGACUGUCGACCUGCUAGAGGAGCGCCUUGCUGCAGCUGAGAAGAGUAUUUUAGCUGUAGGUGCUUCUCGCGGCGACCGUCGCACCCCCUUCUUUGAGGGGUGUUCCCCUGUCCCCCUUCUCCCCUCUGUUGCUUCUGCUACUGCUGUCGACCUCGUUGGCACUCAGGAGGUCGGCGCUGCGUCUGCCUCUAGUGGGAGACGCCGCACCAGCAAGGGCAAGGGGAGCAAGGGUGGUGGAAGGGGCGGCGGGGGCAGCAGUGGAGGAGGUGGAGGCGGCGGAGGAGGUGGAGGUGGUGGUGGGGGUGGUACCGGGAGUGGGGGCAUCAGUGGCGGCGGUGGAGGUCGUGGCGGCGGUGGCGGAGGUGGUGGAGGCCGCGGCAGCGGUGGUGGAGGUGGCGGCGGCGGUGGUGCUGGUCGAGGAGCAGCCGAGCAGCGUGGAGGCUUUGGUGGCAGCCAGCGCCAGCAGCAGCUGCACACCCGUGAGACCCCGUCGGUUCAGCAGCUUCGUGAGUGUGUCCCGCCCGACCCAGGCAUUUCGGCUGCUGCUCUAGGUGCUAGUGCAUUUGCUGCUCCAGGUGCUGGUGCGUCUGCUGCUCCAGGUGCUGGUGCGUCUGCUCUCUCUGGUACUGCACCUACUGAGUCCUUGCACACUUUCACACUUGACUCUGGUGCUUCGUGCUCUUUCUCUAGAGACAGCACCACGCUCACGCCGCUCAGUCGGCCUGUAGCAGUCUCCCUGGCUGACCCCUCUGGGGGCCCAGUCCUUGCACACUCCUCUACGGUUCUACCGUGUCCUGCGGCCCCGUCGGGCUUGCUGUCGGGACUCCACCUCCCCUCGUUCUCUACGAACUUGGUGAGUGGAGCUGACCUCCAGGACGCGUGGGUUGACCAGUUCACCCCUGGAGGUCUAGUCCUACGUCUGCCCCCUGCUCGUGUCGUCCUCUGGCGCACGAGACUCUCCUUUGGCACCACCGCCUUGGUCACCCCUCCCUACCUCGUCUUCGAGGGCCGGCAGCACGCCGCUCCUCACUCCUCCUCGUUCCCUCCGACUGAGGCUCCUCUGCAGACUCUUCACAUGGACGUGUGGGGCCCAGCCCGCGUCCGUGGACAGGGUCACGAGCGUUACUUCCUGCUGGUCGUUGACGACUACUCGCGUUACACCACAGUCUUCCCCUUGCGCAGCAAGGGUGAGGUCCCUGAGGUGUUGAUCGACUGGAUCCGCGGUGCUCGUCGCCAGCUCAGUGAGAGUUUCGGCUUGGACCUUCCUGUUCUGCGACUGCACUCAGACAGAGGUGGGGAGUUUUCCUCUGACCUCCUGAGAGCCUUCUGUCGUUCGGAGGGCAUCCGCCAGACGUUCACGCUUCCGGCCUCCCCGCAGCAAAAUGGGAUUGCUGAGCGCCGCAUUGGCAUGGUCAUGGACGUCGCUCGUACGUCCAUGAUCCAUGCGGCUGCUCCCCAUUUUUCUGUGGCCGUUCGCGGUUCAGUACGCGGCGCAUCAGAUCAACCUUCAGCCUCGGCUUUCGUCCGUGACUUGUCUGCGGACAAGCUGUCCUCCCGUGCUGUUCCUUGCAUCUUCCUCGGCUUCCCCCCUGACGCGCCUGGUUGGCAGUUUUACCACCCCACCUCGAGUCGUGUUCUGUCCUCCCAGGACGUCACGUUUGACGAGUCGGUUCCGUACUACCGUCUCUUCCCCUACCGUGCUGCCCCCCUCCCCCCCCCGCCGCUCUUCCUCACGCCCGUAGAUGCAGUCGAGCCUGUCGAGGUAGCUGUUGACUCUGUUACUUCUGGGGGUGCUGAGCCUGAGCAUGCGGAGCCUUUGGAUGCUGGGUCUGGGGGUGCUGAGCCUGGGGUUGCUGAGAGUGGGGGUGCAGAGCCUGCCGGUGCUGGACCUAGAGGUCCUUCGGGAGCUUUGCCCCGGCGGGAGCUACCCUCCCCACAGGAGCUGCGCGAGUGGUUUGCUCGGCACUGGAGCCGUGCUACUGGAGCUGGUGGUGCUGCCGGUGCUGGAGGUUCUACUGCUGCCGGGGGUGCUGGAGCCACGGGUCCCGGAGGUGCUCGUACUGGAGGUACUGGAGCUGCUGGGAGUGGUGGUGCUACUGGUGCUGGAGCUACUGGUGGAGCUGGAGCUGGCCGUGCUGCUGGAGUCGGUGCUGCUGGAGGUACUGGAGCCGGAGCUGCUGAGUCUUCCGGGGGUCCUGCUGGAGCUGGAGCUGCUGGAGGUACUGGAGCUGGAGGUGCUGCUGGAGCCGGUGCUCCUGUGGGUGCUGGAGUUGGCGCUACUGGAGCUGCUGGGGGUGCUCCUGGUGCUGGUGGUGCUGCUGGAGUUGGAGCUGACGCUGGGGGUGCUGGUGCUGUCCCUGCUGGUUCUGGAGGCGCUGCGCGGCCGCGGCCGUACUUUGUUCCGCUCCUUGAGCAGGUUCUUGGUCUUCCGCCUUCUCCUGGUCCUGCUCCUUCCUUAGAGUGUCCACCACCUGUCCAGUCCGAGUCACAGUUCCAGCUGACCUCCCCUAUUCCUGCUCCUUCUCCCUACGCUGGUCCUACUGGAGGUCUUGCUGAGCAUCGUGAGCCUGAGUCGCGUCCUGCGUCGCCUGUUCGUACUGCUCGCACUAGUCGUCGUGUUCCACGUCAGCGUCCUCCUGCGGUCCCGGGCACGCAUCAGAUGGCAGUGCGUCCUUCCACUGCGUCACAGCGUGUCCCUUUGCCGUCUCCUCCAGCAUCCUCUCUUCCUGCUCUUGCUGACCCGGAGUCUGACUCCCUUCGUGCUGCCAGUCCUACUGUCACGCGUUUCCUAGCCACUGUUGUCACUGACCCUUCCUUUGAGUCCACUUCUGCGUCUGCCUUAGUUGCCGAGCUUGUCGACUUCGCUGCUCACUGUCGUCUAGACUACGCCGCUAGUCUUGUUGCUGAGUCUGCGUCUGUCUGUCCUCCGUCCGUCGUGGGUGAGUGUGCUCUUAGCACGGACGGAGACCCGGAUGCACCAGUCAUCCCGACCCCGCGCUCUUACGCAGAGGCGAUAGAGGGUCCUUACUCCUCUCAGUGGCAGGCAGCCAUGGAUGUAGAUAUGGCUUCCUGGAAGUCCACAGGCACCUACCUCGACGAGGUUCCCCCACCUGGGGCGAACAUCGUCAGUGGCAUGUGGAUUUUCAGGGUGAAGCGGCCGCUGGGUUCUCCGUCUGUCUUCAAGGCGCGUUACGUGGCUCGAGGCUUCAGUCAGCGGCAGGGAGUUGACUACUUUCAGACCUUCUCCCCGACCCCGAAGAUGACCACUCUUCGGGUUCUGCUGCACGUCGCUGCUCAGCGUGACUACGAGCUUCACUCCCUUGACUUCAGCACUGCUUUCCUACAGGGCAGCCUGCACAAGGAGAUCUGGCUGCGCCGCCCACCUGGCUUCACUGGGUCGUUUCCUCCUGGUACCCAUUGGAGCCUCCGGCGGCCAGUCUACGGUCUCCGCCAGGCGCCCCGUGAGUGGCACGACACACUGAGGACUACGCUUGCGGCUCUUGGGUUUGCUCCUUCCACUGCUGACCCGUCGCUGUUUCUUCGCACUGACACUUUGCUGCCGCCGUUCUACAUCCUCGUGUACGUCGACGACUUGGUCUUUGCUACGGCUGACACUGCUGGACUCGCCCACGUGAAGUCUGAGCUGCAGAAGAGACACACGUGCACAGACCUGGGUGAACUGCGUAGCUAUCUUGGCUUGCAGAUCACUCGGGACAGAGCACGGCGCACCAUUACCUUGACUCAGUCACACAUGGUGCAGCAGGUCCUUCAGCGCUUCGACUUCACUUACUCCUCGCCUCAGGCCACUCCUCUGUCUACUCGCCACUCGCUCUCAGCUCUGCCUUCGGAUGAGUCCGUAGAGCCGAGUGGCCCGUACCCAGAGCUUGUUGGCUGCCUCAUGUACCUGAUGACCUGCACUCGACCUGACCUGGCAUACCCUCUUAGCAUCUUGGCACGCUAUGUUGCUCCUGGGAGACACCGACCAGAGCACAUGGCUGCAGCGAAGAGGGUGUUGCGCUACUUGUGCAGUACGUCGGGCAUGGGGCUAGUGCUUGGAGGGCGGAGUCCAGUGGUCCUCACUGGUCACGCAGACGCGUCUUGGGUUGACGACCUGGCUACGCAGCGGUCGUCACAGGGUUACACCUUCAGCCUUGGUUCCCGCUCUGUUUCGUGGCGGUCUACUCGCUCGUCUUCUGUUCUCAGCUCCAGCUGUGAGGCUGAGAUCUACGCAGGGGCCAUGGCUGCACAGGAGUUACGCUGGCUCACCUACCUGCUGACUGACCUCGGUGAGCCGCCUCGUUCUCCUCCGAUUCUAUACGUAGACAACAAGGCCAUGCUAGCCUUGUGUCGGGAGCACAGACUGGAGCACAGAACGAAGCACAUUGCUCUUCGCUACUUCCUUGCUCGUGAGCUGCAGCAGCGUGGUCAGCUGCGUCUUGCUUACGUGGCCUCCCAGGCCAACACUGCUGAUAUCUUCACCAAGGCACUUCAGCCUUGUGAUCAUCAGCGCUUCUGUACUAUGCUAGGUCUUGUGCCUACUUUGCCUCACUUGCUUACCUCUUGA
Closterium sp. Naga37s-1 is the source of this 5052-nucleotide messenger RNA. NCBI's taxonomy places the organism in Eukaryota, Viridiplantae, Streptophyta, Zygnematophyceae, Desmidiales, Closteriaceae. The record is from the annotation of a GenBank genome assembly.